Messenger RNA from Dendroctonus ponderosae (mountain pine beetle), 993 nucleotides. RefSeq lists its product as uncharacterized. The transcript has a single exon. Bases 1 to 993 code for a protein of 330 amino acids. The record is from RefSeq and is a predicted model, not a curated record. Gene Ontology annotation, molecular function: catalytic activity. NCBI's taxonomy places the organism in Eukaryota, Metazoa, Arthropoda, Insecta, Coleoptera, Curculionidae.
AUGGCCAGCACAAUAACAAUCCUACAAAUCAACCUAAAUAGGUGCAGGAUCGCGCACGACCUGAUGGAGCGCACAAUUGCCGAAAAAAACAUAAUCGUAACAUUAGGCCAGGAACCAUAUGGAAAAGGCCGGACCGAUUUCCACGAUGUGAAAGGAGAUAGCUUCAUAAACGUGGACAAUGAGCAUGAGGUCAUUAAGAGUGGAAGUGGAGAGGGCUUUGUCUAUGUGGAGCUGAGCACCUGCAUUUUCCUCUCGUGCUACUUCUCCCCAAACGGAGAGCUGGCGGAUUUCGAAAGACUGCUCCAAAACAUCGAAAGCAUGAUUAGGCACCAGGGGAAACACGUCGUGAUGGGAGGAGACCUGAAUGCCAAAACCAACAUAAUUGGGUCCCAAACCACCAACCAGCGUGGCGCGAUACUGCAGGAAUGGAUACUGGCCAACGGACUGGUCAUCCUGAAUGAAGGGGAUACCCCGACCUUCCAAAAUGCCAACGGCACCUCUAUCAUAGAUUUCACCGCGGCAACAGAACAACUCGGUCGGAGAGUUGACAAAUGGAGGGUCGAGCCAGACAUUGAAAACUUCGGCGAUCACAACAACAUCUACUUUGAAGUAAGCUGCAAACCUGGUGAAAACACGACUAGACCGAGCCAGGCAGGAUGGACCAUCAAACCCGCUGCGAUUACGGAGCUGGCUGCCGCAUGGAAAACCAGUCAUCAAACCAAGCGAGGACAAUACAAUACAAUACGAACCCUUACCAGCGAUAUCGUAAAGCUGCUGGACAAGUAUGGCCACAAGAAGUCAAGCAGUUCGGGCCGCCCCCCAGUGUACUGGUGGAAUGCUGAUAUAGCAAACCUUAGACGUGCUUGCUCAACCUCCAGGAGAAAACUGACGCGAGCGCGCAAAAGCCUCAGAACUUACCAGCAAGUCCAUGAGCUCACGGAGGAACACAAACACAACAACUUAGCAACCCAAACUGCGUUAAGUGCAUUUUAG